UGCUCGCGAUCCCUGGACGUGGUAGUGGAAGAUCUACAGUUAUUUUACCUUUUAUCGAAGUUACGAAAGUUAUACGAACGAAGAAUUUACGAAAAUGGCUGAAAUAAGGGAUUUCGGUCCGAGAAAGACGAUUUUUAUCCUGGCCAUUGUUGCCGGGUGUUUUGCGGUAUUAUGGCCGAAAAUUUUCUACCCUAUGCUCACAGCAUCUGUCACUACUACACAUCAACCAUCCGAUAAUUCUGCAUGCUGCGGCGUAUUCUUUGAAAGCGAUGUCACCGCCGCUGAUAUUAUGUACGAAAUGUGUCAGAAUAUAUUGAAACACCAUCGAAUUGAUCCAAGAGUAAGAGAUGCUUUGAGAACAGUAAAAUUGACACCGCAAAGUGCAAGUUUGUGUAGAGAAGAAAUUAUAGCCAGAUGUGGUAUAGAUUUGUCUACAUUUCUUGCCGAAAGAGAAAGCUUAGGAAAAUCUUAUAAACAAGUUUUAGAAGAGGUCAGAUCGUUCAAUAGUUCCCUUUGCCUUAAAAUACAUUUUGGCAUACCUCUUUCUCAACUAGGAACUCCACAUCUGAUCAGAUACCAUAUUUUAAUGCCACACAGCACCAUAAAGCAAGAAAGGCGUACACCUCCACAUGCAGGUGGUCUGCAUCCUGCAUUGAUAGAACGUGGUAGAGCUAUACCGUCGUCUCAUAUUGUACCAAAGGUUACAGAUAGACCUGAUCAUGUUGUGCCAAAAAUGAGACCACCCUUGGGAGGUGCAGGACAUGUUGUUCCUGCACCAAAAGGGAAUGGUACCAUGGGAAUCAUUAUGCCAUUAUAUACCUUAGGCAUUGUACUGUUUUUUUUGUAUACAAUUGUCAAGGUACUGAAGAAAAAUUCAGAUAGUGAAAUCAUUGCAGAGUAUCCAGGAGCUGCAGCAGAGAAAGAAUUUAGAAAGAUGGUAUUCAGCCCUGAAGCUUUUACUACUGCUAUGACUGGUGGUUCAGUGCCUCGUCAGAAAGAGAGAUCUCCAUCACCACAAAAACCUGCUCCCACCAUACAGGAAUUAAAGGAUCAAGCGGCAGGAGACAUAGAGAUAGAUCAACUGAGACGACGUUUGGUCGAGACGGAAGCAGCCAUGGAAAGAAUUGUUGUUCAGAUGGGCAACAUAUCACGUUCAGUUAUGCAUAGUCCAAGCUCACAGCAAGAACUCAAGGACGAUACCGCUGCCGAUGGUGAACAUAGUAAAGCAGAUGAAGAGGUAGCAAACAUAGAACAAUCGCCAACUGUUAAAGUAAUGGGUAUGGAAAUGACAGCUAGUUGUGAGGGUAAGGGUAGUAGACCUACUACUCCUAUAAUACCAAUUACACCUAGUCAUGUUGAGAGGGAAAAAACACCGCCAAAACCGAUAUAUUUAGAAGGUGCACUCCCUCCGCAAUGCGAAUUGCUUGUAACAGAUUCUGAGACACAAGCUCAGAAAGUCGAAGAGGAUGUAGAAGCACCAGUUGUACUUUCAGGCAAAAUGACUCUCUCUCUCAUCAGUCUCGACCAAAAUGCAGCUGAAUCUGAAGAGGAAGAAGAUCGGGAAAUACGAUAUACGGAAGACGCAACACAGAUCUUAAACACAGAAGACGAAGAAGAAACGUUGAACAUUGAGACAAUUGCAGGUAGAAAAUACGAGGUACAUGGCGAAACAGAGAGUAAACACAAAAUUGAAGAUGAACAAAACGAAAUAAGCGAAGAGACGGGGCAAGAAGCAAAAGAAUUAAGAGUAGGUCUGGAAGAAGAAAGAACGGAAAGUGAUGCAGAAGAUGAUCAACGAGACGAAGCAAAGAAGAUCAAAGUAAAUUACGACGAAGAGAGGGAAGAGGAUGAAGAAAAACAGGAAGAAAUAGAAGAGACUGAAGAAGAGGAGGAAGAAGUGGAAGAAAUCGAAGAAGAAGAAGUAGAUGAGGAAGAAGAGAUAGAGCUGACUGAAGAAGAGGAAGAAGAAGUCGAAGAAGAAACAGAAGCGGACGAUGAAAGUGAAGAAGAGAAUCAGUCUGACGUCGAAGACGAAGAAGAAGGUGAAGAGGAUGAAGUUGAAGAAGAUAGUGAAGAACUUGAGCAGCAUGAUGAGAGAAGUGAGGAAGAAAAUGAAGAUAAAAGCGAGGUAGAUGAAGAGGUGGAGCCGGAGGAGGAGAUCGAAGAAAGCGAAGAGGAAGAAGAUGACAAUAGAAGAAACAUAUAAAUAAUGUACAAAAUUUUCUGUUAAUGAUAUCAAUGAGAAAUGAUCAAAUAAAUUACUGAAAUGAAAUAGAAGCAAAUGGCGGUGAGAAGAUAACGGCGGUAGUAACAGCAACGAAACGACCGUAAGAAUGCAAUAAGAAAAGUGGAACGAAAGAGACCGAAGGUGAAGAUAAUGGGUUGCCUUAUAACGAAAAGACAGUUGAGAAUUUAAAAAAAAAAAAAAGAAGAGUUUUAACGACGAACUAAUGUUUGACUAAAUCAGUGUUUACCAAUCUUCAAAAUUGCUAGAUCACAAGAAGAAAGAAGGAAGAAAAUAAUCACGAAUGGUACAGAUCUUGGUUAAGCACUGCCAAAGAGCUAAUAAGUUCACAAGACUCGAAUUUAUCGAAUGAUUACAUUAUUGUCUAUUGUAUCGUAGAAUCAGAAAUUUCACAAUCAGAGGGGCCAAAUAAGAGGCAGUGCGUCGUGCAUAUGUCCGAUAAAGAUUAUUGUGCAAUGAAAAUUCGAUAGGCACUAAAUUGAAAGAAAUGAUUAUUAUUCCGAUGUUGAUUACGCAUUGGGUACGGUGAUUGGCAAGCACUGAUCUAAUAUGCUUGUGCACAUACCAAUCGUUUGAGUUUAAUGCUAUUUAGUAUUUUUUAUUAUGUCAGCCAUUUGUAAAGUUUUUCUUCAUUUUUUUAUUUAUG
Habropoda laboriosa is the source of this 2891-nucleotide messenger RNA. RefSeq names its product ABC transporter F family member 4-like (gene RIC-3). Gene Ontology annotation, biological process: protein localization to cell surface; synaptic transmission, cholinergic. The coding region runs from base 95 to 2206 and encodes 703 amino acids. NCBI's taxonomy places the organism in Eukaryota, Metazoa, Arthropoda, Insecta, Hymenoptera, Apidae. The record is from RefSeq and is a predicted model, not a curated record. The transcript is spliced from 8 exons. Gene Ontology annotation, cellular component: neuronal cell body; intracellular membrane-bounded organelle; neuron projection.